AUGAUUAGUAUUGCAGCUCAACCUCUGCCUCCUGUCGAAUAUCCAGUCAUUCUCUUCGAAGAUCUGGUGCCUCCCAUUACCGAUUUGUUUUCACAAAUAGGGAAAAAUCUCCAGUCUUCAGUUAACAUAUCAUAUUUCUUUCAUUUGUGGUUCCUCGGGUCAAAAGAUAUUCUCCUUUCUGGUUAUAAAAGCUCUUGCAGUUACUUCUGCAUGAACGGUUCGUCGAGACAUUCUCAAACAUGUUUAUGCAGGUGUCGGCAAAACAUUGGCCUCAACCCAACUCCUUGGGUUGGUUUCGAGGCAGCUUCGUCGUCACUAAUCAAGUACAACGCUGGAAUCAGUCUCAACAAGCCAGACUUCUCCCCGGGGCUCAUGAUGAGAGAGUUUGAGAGCUUCUCGAAUGAUAACAACAGCUUCACCAUCGGACGCUCUCGCUCAAUUGAUCCAUUCAUAACGGUGAAAGGCGGGAAAGCAGGGAUGGUGGUACAGAGAGAAUGGAGACCAAAGUUUCUCACAACUCUCCUUGCCGAGAAGGGAAUGUUGCAACCUCAUUAUGUUCUUUCUUCUCUCUGA
This is a messenger RNA of Thlaspi arvense, 573 nucleotides long. The record is from the annotation of a GenBank genome assembly. Lineage: Eukaryota; Viridiplantae; Streptophyta; Magnoliopsida; Brassicales; Brassicaceae.